Molecule: messenger RNA, 12778 nt
Organism: Harpegnathos saltator (Jerdon's jumping ant)
Lineage: Eukaryota; Metazoa; Arthropoda; Insecta; Hymenoptera; Formicidae
Product: Kinesin heavy chain 73
Exons: 29
Coding region: 303-6131 (1942 amino acids)
Biological process (GO): microtubule-based movement
Molecular function (GO): microtubule binding; ATP binding; microtubule motor activity
Source: RefSeq, a predicted model, not a curated record
GCGGGCUCACUCGAUAGCCUCGAUAGAACGGCCGUCGUUUUGUCUGGCGCACGACGGGCUUUCAGCAAUAUGGCGAAGUGUGUCACGGGGGGCACGGUGAGACGUAGUGUCGUUUGAGAAGAUGACAAGUUCGCGGUAUGGGUUGAGAAUAAUGUAGCGGUGACGUGCGUAUCGUGCGAGAGUCCGACGUAAUCGUGCACGUAAACUGCGUCGUCGAGCGGUUGUGUUCUCCCCGGUCACGGUGAUACACGGGAUACGAGAGUGUGCGCGCCUUCGCCGUCGCCGGUGUGUGCAGAGAAGUCAUGGCUACGGAUAAAAUAAAGGUCGCCGUACGGGUACGGCCCUUCAAUCGCAGAGAGUUGGAACUCGGUACGCAAUGCGUCGUCGAGAUGACAGAGCAGCAGACCAUCUUGCAGCAUCCCACCACGAUGGACAAGAUCGAUCGGAACAAGCCGAAGACCUUCGCGUUCGACCACUGCUUCUACUCCCUGGAGCCCGGGGCGGAGAACUUCGCGAGCCAGGAAAUCGUCUUCGAUGCCCUGGGUCGCGACAUCUUGGACAAUGCGUUCCAAGGUUACAACGCCUGCAUCUUCGCUUACGGACAGACCGGCUCCGGGAAGUCUUACACGAUGAUGGGCAGUGGCGACAACAAAGGGAUAAUACCGCGGCUGUGCGACAAUCUCUUCGACAUGAUAGCGAAGCAACAGAGUUCCGAGCUCACGUACAAGGUCGAGGUGUCUUACAUGGAGAUUUACAACGAGAAGGUGCACGACCUCCUGGACCCGAAGCCGAACAAGCAGUCGCUCAAAGUCAGGGAGCACAAUGUCCUGGGGCCCUACGUGGACGGACUCAGUCAGCUGGCGGUCACUUCAUUCCAGGACAUUGACAAUCUCAUGGCGGAGGGUAACAAGUCGCGAACGGUCGCGGCGACGAACAUGAACUCGGAGAGCUCCCGUUCGCACGCCGUGUUCUCGGUGAUUCUCACGCAGACUCUGACGGACUCGAAGAGCGGGGUCAGCGGGGAGAAGGUCUCUCGGAUGAGCUUAGUGGAUUUAGCUGGGAGCGAAAGGGCUGUGAAAACCGGGGCGGUGGGUGAUAGACUUAAAGAAGGAAGCAAUAUUAACAAGUCCCUAACGACGUUGGGUCUAGUCAUUUCAAAGCUGGCGGAUCAGAACUCCGGGAGCAACAAGAACAAGGACAAAUUCGUGCCGUACAGAGAUUCUGUCCUUACGUGGCUCUUGAAGGAUAAUCUUGGUGGAAAUAGCAAAACCGUAAUGGUGGCCACUAUAUCGCCGGCCGCAGACAAUUACGAAGAGACGCUAUCGACCCUCCGAUACGCCGACAGAGCGAAGAGGAUAGUCAAUCAUGCUGUGGUCAACGAGGAUCCCAAUGCCAGGAUUAUUCGCGAGCUCAGGCAGGAGGUGGAGACCUUAAAGGAGAUGUUGCUACACGCCACAGGUCAAGGAUCUAUCGUCGGCCAGCAACGCACAGACAUCACGGAAAAGCUGUCGCAGUCGGAACGGCUGAUGAAGGAGAUGUCGCAGACGUGGGAGGAGAAGCUCGUGAAGACCGAGAGACUGCAGCACGAAAGGCAGCAGGCUCUGGAGAAGAUGGGAAUAAGCGUGCAAGCAUCCGGCAUUCAAGUGGAGAAGAACAAGUAUUACCUGGUGAAUCUGAACGACGACCCGAGCUUGAACGAGCUGCUGGUUUAUUACCUCAAGGAGAGAACUCUCGUGGGCGGUCGCUCGGCCAAGAUCGAGCAGGACAUCCAGCUGCACGGUCUGGGUAUUCUGCCGGAGCACUGCGUCAUCACGAUAGAGGAGUCAGGCCUGUACAUGACGCCGUUGAACGGCGCCCGAUGUUUCGUCAACGGCACGCAAGUGGUGAGCAAGACCCCGCUGUUGCACGGCGACAGGAUCGUCUGGGGCAACCACCACUUCUUCCGAGUGAACUGCCCGAGGAGCGCCACAGCGAUCAACAGCGAGCCGCAAACUCCGGCGCAGAACAUCGACUACAACUUCGCCCGAGAGGAGCUUAUGCUCAACGAGCUCUCCAACGAUCCCAUUCAGAGAGCCAUCGCGAGACUGGAGAAGCAGCACGAGGAGGAUAAGCAGGUCGCGUUGGAGAAGCAGAGGCAGGAGUACGAGCGGCAGUUUCAACAGCUGCGCAACAUACUGUCGCCUUCCACGCCAUACUCACCUUACGUACCGUACGAUCCGCUGAGGGGCAGCCAAAGCGGCAAGCUGCCGGCUUGCACGCCGACUACCCAAAUGCGCGUCGAGAAGUGGGCGCAGGAGCGCGACGAGAUGUUCAAGAGGAGCUUGGGUCAGCUGAAGACGGACAUCUUGAAGGCCAACGCGCUGGUGCAAGAGGCCAAUUUCCUCGCGGAGGAGAUGGACAAACAGACGAAAUUCAGCGUCACCCUGCAGAUCCCUCCGAACAAUCUCAGCCCGAACAGGAAGAGUGUAUUCUUUCAGCGGGGCGCGUUUGUCAGCGAGCCCGCGAUUUUAGUGAAGAGAACGAAUACGGGUAGCCAAGUGUGGUCGAUGGAGAAACUAGAGAAUAAGUUAGUCGAUAUGCGGGACAUGUACGAGGAGCGGAAGGACCCACACAACUGUCAGCGACUACCUUCCAUCAAGGACGAAGUGCCGGGGAAAACGCAGGAUCCGUUUUACGAGUCCCAGGAGAAUCACAAUCUUAUCGGCGUCGCCAAUAUUUUCUUAGAAGUACUGUUCCACGAUGUACGGUUAGAUUAUCACACCCCGAUUAUUAGUCAGCAAGGAGAGGUCGCUGGUCGACUGCAGGUCGAGAUAAGUCGCAUAUCCGGGCAGUUCCCUCAAGACCGGAUCUGCGAGGCCGCCUCGGAGUCCUCCGCGGACUCGACGUCCUCCGAGCCGGAGGACUACUCGGGCUCCAGCCACAUCACGUGCCGCGUGACGAUAAAACAGGCCACCGGCUUGCCGCUGUCGCUGAGCCACUUUGUGUUUUGCCAGUACAUGUUUUGGGGCCACUCAGGACCGAUAGUGGUCCCGCCGGUGGUGAACGCCGAGUUGCCGAACUCAAACUGCAUCACCGGCCAGAGGGACUCCUUGGCGUUCAAGUUCGAUCACACGAAAGACUUCACCGUGCCCAUCACGGAGGAGUUCAUCGAGCACAGCGCUGAAGGAGCCUUGAGCAUAGAGGUGUGGGGCCACCGGAGCGCCGGCUUCUCACGCAGCAAACCCGGCUGGGAGGUGGAGCAGCAACAGCUGGCGAAAGCCAGGUCGCUCGCUGACCGGUGGUCGGAGUUGACGAGGAAGAUCGAACUGUGGGUGGAGAUACAGGAGCUCAACGAGCAAGGCGAGUACUCGCCCGUCGAAGUCGCGGUGAAGCAAGACACAUGCACAGGCGGCAUUUAUCAGCUUCGGCAAGGCCAACAACGUCGGAUACAAGUCCGAGUGAAACCAGUACAAAAUUCCGGAACCUUACCGAUAAUCUGCCAAUCGAUAUUAAAUAUAGCCGUUGGGAGCGUGUCUGUGCGGAACCGACUGCAAAUUCCGUUAGAUAGUUAUCAAGACGAGGACCUGAGCAUACUGAGGGAAAAGUGGAGCGACGCUUUGAUGAGAAGGAGACAGUACCUCGAUCAGCAGAUUCAGAAGCUCAUCAAUAAGCAAGACAAAACGGAGCAAGACAUGGAGCGAGAACAGAGUCUCGUGGACCAGUGGGUCAGUCUCACGGAGGAGCGGAACGCCGUUCUGGUUCCCGCGGCGGGUUCUGGCAUUCCUGGUGCUCCCGCUGACUGGACUCCUCCCUCGGGAAUGGAGCCUCACAUCCCCGUAUUGUUCCUCGAUCUCAAUGCCGACGACCUGUCGACGCACCAGUCGGGAGAGGAAGUGUCGGUGACGGGGUUGAACUCGAUUCUACCGAAGGAACACGGAAACAAGUUUUACAACCUGCCGAUCAUCCGACACCUGGAGAAAGAUGUAUGUGCCAUCGCCGCUUGGGACUCCAGCAUACACGACAACGUGCAUCUGAAUCGAGUAACCGAUGCGAACGAGAGGGUGUUCCUCAUCCUGAAGACUACCGUCCGCUUGUCGCAUCCGGCGCCGAUGGACCUCGUGCUGCGCAAGAGGCUAGCUUUAAACAUAUACAAGCGGCAGAGCAUCACGGACAGAAUCUUCAAGAGGAUCGUUCGCACCGACUGCUUGGCGCAGACGGGCGUCACCUACGAGGUCGUCUCGAACAUACCGAAGGCGAGCGAGGAGCUGGAGGACCGCGAGAGUUUAGCGCAAAUCGCCGCCAGCGGGGAGGACAACAGCUUGUGCGACGGCGAGACUUACAUAGAGAAAUACACCCGCGGCGUAUCCGCCGUCGAGAGCAUCCUGACGUUGGACCGAUUACGGCAGAGCGUCGCCGUGAAGGAACUGUUGCAAGCCCAAGGUCAACCACUGAUGCGCAAGACCGCAAGUGUUCCAAACUUCUCGCAGAUCAUGAGAUUUGACACGUCGAUGGACUCGUUGAACGUCACCCGCUCGGAAAGCGUGACGGAUCUCAACACGGAGAUGAACGGUCUGCCGCAUCCGCGACGCGCGUCCACUGGCCACGCGAGGAACGACGAGAACUUCAUAUCCGCUCCGCCGAAGCCGUUUGGAAUCGGCUCCAUUCUGAACUCAGCGAGACCAACUUUCCUGAAUCUCAACCUGAAUCUCAACUCAUUGACUCGUCUUCAACAAUCUACCUCUGCCAAGUCAUCUCCGAACAUGGUCGGUAGCAAGCUGGGGCUUCGCAUGACCACGUUGCACGAGGAAACGUCGAACGUGGGUAAUCAAGCAUCCACUCCCAUCAACGACGACGACGAGGAGAAGAGCGACGCGGACUAUUCUGAAUAUGACUCAUAUCAGGCUCCACCGAAGCCGGUGAAACCGCUACCCUCUUCACGCACACUGGAUUCCCUGGUCGAGCUGCAGUCGACGAAGAUCAACACGCCUAGUAUGAGCAGCAGCGGUUACGGCUCUCAGGCCGUGUCCACCACGAACCUCACGUCGGAGGACUCCAUCUCUAUAAAGUCCAUCAGCGUGGACGAGACUCCGGACUUGGAGUGCCGCAACCUCCUCGACAGCAAGAAGGCCGAGAAGAUGGACAGCUCCCUCGUCGAGGAGACGCCCGAGGAGUACCUGGGAGAAGUGAACGCCGCGCUGGACAACUUGAACGUCUCGCCGAACGUUUGCAUAGAGGAACACAGUAGGAAAAAUCUGGAGGAGACAGGGGCGUACAUGGACACUGACAUCGACAGCCCGAUUUCCUCCACGAAGAGCGAGAGCGACACCAACAGCAGCAGCGCGACCCACCACGUCGAGACACAAAGGAAAGGCGCACACGACCAGAUUCUCGACGACAGACGGAAAAGCGAAAUGGAGAUCAGCCAGACGUCCAAUUCCGGGGACGACAGUCCUAUGGAAGGAACCUCCGUCGUACACACCAAACUGCCACCUGGCAAGGUCGUGCGAAGAAGAAAGACUUCUAGUGGUACAGGAAGGCCUACCAGUUCGCAGCAUAGAGCUUCGUUUCCUAUGGUCCGUCCACAACUUUCUGAGAGUAAGGCUGCAGCACGUUUGGAGCAAACGCUACAACCUAGUAUGCCAUAUGAAAACGGCGACAAUAGUUCUUCGGAGAGAAUCGACGCAGACGACGUCAGCGAUAAAAGUUCGGCUUUCGGUUCGAGGCACGACUUGACACGAGUGGAAACACCUUUACCGGCGUGGGUCGUCAUCGGUGAAUCCGUUUUGGUUCGUCCUUACAAUUAUUCCGGGGUCAUAGCGUAUAUCGGCACCACAGAAUUCGCAUCCGGCACCUGGAUAGGGAUCGAACUUGACGCUCCAACUGGCAAGAACGAUGGUGCUGUUAACGGUCACAGGUACUUCACGUGCCGGUCAAAAUGCGGCAUAUUCGUCAAGGUGGACAAGCUGAUACAAGACAGACGAAUCGGAAGAGCGCUCAGGAUCUACGCGAAGCAGGAGACUGCGCCAGCACCAUCCGCGCCUAUGCGCAGGAGCGUUAGCAAGGGCGAAGGGUUACAUUCCUUGCACCGAAGUCGCAGCCGAGGGGAGGGCCUCUCUACAACAGGUACACGUUCUUUUCCACGCGGCAAGUAAAUGGAUCACACACAUACACAAGAGUACACACAAAGAAAGAGAGAGAGAGAGAGAGAGAGAGAGAGAGAGAGAGAGAGAGAGAAAGAGAGAGAGAGAGAGAGAGACAUACACACUGCUUCACCAUUACUUCGUGGUAAUAAGGAAAGAAAAGCUACUACAUAAUAUCCUAAUUGCUACAUGCCUAUGAUAUGUGUAGCAGCAAUGUUUCAGUCCUUUAGACAUUAGGGCAGCUAUCGAUUAUUAAUUAUUACAAAGUAAUACUUGAGAUAUUAGGUCAUUAAUGUGUGUACCACACGAAGCGUGGGAUGUUCUCGACUCGGAUUCAUGCUGUGUGAGCGGUGUAUCUACUUCGCUACUCCGGGGUAGCGAGUCGCCGCGCUGUGUGUGUAUCGAAUGUCGCUCGCGCGACGCAUAUCGAUUGAUUUCCGACAUGCAUUCCAUAAUUUUACUUCAACGACUGGUCUCAUCACGAGCAAUCUGUGUUUCGCGGAGAGGGCACGCCCUGCGAUCUUAAUUGUACAUUUCUCAAGCGAAUCAAAAGUCAGCGCACGAGCACUUUCCUUCUUUCUUCCGCCUGCCUCACCCUCGGCGUGUCCGCCCUGGGAGGGGCACGGCGAUGAUAAUUUGACGCAUAUAUACAUAUAUAUACACGCAUUAUCGUACAUGUAUAUUCCAUGUAACUUGCAUUUACUGACACGUUCUAUCCGCGUUGGCGCGAUCAAUCGGCUGAACAUUGGCGUCACCGUCACACAUCGGACGUAACACUUUCCGAAAUUACCGACACGGUAAUUUACGCCGCCGGUAAAGUGCCCAAUGGAAUGCAUCGAGCCUGCAUAAUGUUUUCGAAACGUUUCACACGCAUAUUUCACCGCGUUGUGUUUGUACACCGUUUAACCUUUUCGCUGCGGCCGGACUGGCGGCGGAGCUGCUUCGCUGUACGCACAGUUUCGCCGCCGCUGAACGCGCGUGACGGACACUGGAGGGCAGCAGCAGCGCGACCGACGUCUGUCUGAUUGAUUUGUCGCGUCCGCGUGAACACAAAUAGCUCCGAUAAAUUGAAUUAAACUUUUUAUUUGCGUCGCGAGAAAGUCCGCUGCUCGACGAUCGCGAGCUGUCCAUCGACUCUCCGUGCAAGUUGCGAGGGAGAGCCGCCGCAGUGGCGGCGACUCGUUGCAGGAAGACCUUCCUCCAACGGGAGCUUCCUCCGCUAUGGCGACGCGCGCUAGCGAAAAGGUUAAAGACUCUUAUAUAUAUAUAUAUAUAUAUGUAUAUGUAUAUGUAUGUGCAUACAAUUGUUUCAUAUAUUGUAUUUUUUUAGCGCAAUCUGUUAAGUUCCUUAUUGUAUUAUAAAGCCUUCUGUCACAGUUAUUUUAUUAUGUCACGCGAACAUGACACGCGGUUUAAUUUAUAUAUACGGCAGUCUAGACGCGUACGUAGCAUCUCCGAGAGUCGCAAGUUGCUCCUCUGACGGCGGCUGGUCGAUUCGAGGAGCAAGUUGCGAGCUCAACGGUCAACAAUGUCCACUGAGGUUCGCAAUACUAGGUUUAUAGAUUUAGGUAGUAGAGAAGCUACAUAAAAUAAGCUUGCUUCGUUGUAUCGACCGCAUAACCGUAUUUAUCCAGUCUUUUGAUAAACAUUUGGGUUGCCGAUGUUGUAUCACCUUUCGUGGGCGGCACGGAGAUUAGCAAAUCAAUUUAUAUAUAUAUAUAUAAUAUAUAUAUAUAUAUAUGUGUACAUUUCAUAUCUUUUAGCGCGAUUUGCUCAUUAUAUUAACGAUAUACCGAUUGUUUCACUCGCUUCGUCUCGGAGACCACCACCACUUGAACACACCAACCUGCGCGAAAUCAAACGACGAGAAUAUUCUUCUAUUUUUCUCUUGAUUCACACGGGAUAGAUUGGCGUGGUGUAAGAACGUGAGACAAAAAAAGAUGAGGAGGAAAGGAAUAAAAAAGAUAAAAAAAAAAAGAAACCGAAGGAAUACACACACUAAUUAACAGCUAAGGUUACUCGUACAUUCGCCCAAAAUUGUGAAGAAAACAACUCCUGUCCAAUUAGAACAAUACUUAUAUUAUCAAUAUAAUGAGUAUAUAUUACUGUAUGUAAUAUUUAUUGAAUAUACUAAUAAUCGCUAUACGCGCGCAGCGCGCGCGACGUUCCCUCGUCGCGGCCGACACUCCCCGGUCGCCCCCCCGCCCCGCCCUCGGUUUUCUGUACGUAAACGAAAAUUAUCCCCCCGCGAGGAGGAAACGUCGCCGCGGCCACAGCGGCAUCUGUCCAUUUUUGGUAUAAUCGAGAUUGUUGAGGGGAAGAAACGCAAAACUAAAGACUCACACACGUGUCACGGCGAUGCUACAUGCCUGCCCGGCAUACACAUACGACAAUUAAUAAAUCUCUUUGUUUCGAACACCGCGGUUCCCUCCCAGUCGGUUCUCGCGUUAGUACAAUACGAUCGGCAUUCGCAUUCCUUUCGACGUUUCGAGAUGGCGCGCCGAGGCUCGCGUACGACCAGCCCACAGACUUCCAUGUACAAGCUAGGCUGAGAAGUUCCAUUGGUUUUCAUGUAUAAAAGUAACCCUUAUGUAAAAGCACAGACUUCUAUAUAUACAUAAGCUAGACUAAGAACUUUCAUUGGUUUUCAUGGUGCAAAAGCGUCUCUUGUGUAAAGCAUAGAAUCGUGCGCGCAUGCGCAUUGCGAGGUCCCGAAAGGAACAUAACUGCAUCGUACAGACAUUUUUACUCCGGGAAAUGUUAAUAUUUAUCCAAUAUUUAAUAUCUAUGUGAACAUUGAAUGUGACAUUGCAAGAGGAAAUGUCAAAUAUUGGACAAAUAUUAACAUUUUAACCGGAGUAAAAAUGUCUGUACGGUGCGGUAAUAUUCCUUUCGGGACCUUGCGAUGCGCAUGCGCAGGAUUUUAGUACAUACUUUUAGGGGACGUGUUAAAGCACAGACUUUCAUAUAAUACGCUAGACUGCUAACUGCGUCCCUUUCACUGUUGCCAAAAAGUGUGUGCGACUUGCGCAGAAUACGAACUAAGGGGAUGCGCAGUAAACAGUUUUAUAUACUUCUGUAGGCGCGUUACCGUUUCGGCGUGUUUUUCUGUGAGUAUUUAUUUACAAUUUAUAUAAAAAUUUAAUAACAAAAUUUUAUAAUUUGACAUACCAUAUAUGUAUUUUUCACGAUCACACGCACACACACACGAGUAUUUUAUUACUUACCGUAAUUUUACCAAUAUUAUUUUUCGCGAUACGUAUUUUUUUCUUAACUUAUUAUAACUGAUAUUAAAAACGUGUAUCACAUUCGGGCACGUCUUGUUGCAACGGCGAUUACAUAUACGUGUGUCACUUCGAAAGGAAUUAGGAUCGCGUCCGUAUUUUGCGCAUCUGCUCCGCGCAUUACAUGUACAUAGGCAACAUUUAUAUACAUAAGGAGAACAAUAGGAGUUAGCAGUCUAGUGUAUUAUAUAGAAGUCUGUGUGUUAAAGAGACAAAUUGUCAGUCUAGUGUAUAUAAUAUAGAAGUCUUAUGUGUAAAGAAUAAAAUCAUGCGCACUUCUUGUUGAGCUAACUGAUGGUUAAAUAAAUCAUAUGUUUAUGUCUCUGUCUCUCCUUCAAUUUGGACAAAGACGGACGUAUGAUUUAACUGCCAGUUAACUCACCAAGACGUUGAAACAACCGGCCCUGAAUGUGUGUUGUUGAACGUGACAUUGCAAGAGGGGAUAUUAAAUAUUGGAUAAAUAUUAACAUUCUCCGGAGUAAAAACGCCUGUACAAGUUCGCAUUCCUUUCACGGGACCUUGCAAUGCGCAUGCGCGAAAUUUUAGUACAUACUUUUAGGGGACGCGUUAAAGAGAGCAGAGUUACCGGUCUGGUGUAUAAUAUGAGAAGUCUGUGGACCAGCCCGGCCGAGUCGCGGCUUGCUCUCCAGGCGAGAAGGCUCGGCCGGAAGACGGCGUCGUCGUACACGACUUCCGUCCUGCGCGCCCUCAGCUCUUACAAUCGAGUACUGGAUUAUGUUUCCGCCCAGCAACCCUUUAUAAGGCGCGCCAUUUGCGAACGUCGCUUGGUCCCCGGAAAGCCGCAGCGGGAAACUUGACGGAGCGGCAAACUCCAGAGAGAUUAAGCAUUGCGAGAGCUGGAACUCCCUCGACGUAUUCUGCGCCGGGCUCGCGACGGCCUUACAAAGGGUUGACGAGGAGGUGGUCGUUGUGUUAUCGGGAGAGACGUCGUUCGACAAGCUGCAGCGCGGAGCAUUUAGCAUUGGCAGAGCUUACACAGCCUAUUCCAUCCCGCAAUAAGACAAUGUCCAUUUUUACCGUGUUACAAUUGUCUAAAGAUAUAACCGUUCGCACUCUAUACUUUGUACCCUGUGGACGAUUCUAGAGUAAUAUUUUCGACCAAUCGGUUUUACGAGGGUCUCCGGAGGGCCUCCCCCGAAUUCGGCGUCACCGUCGCGACCGCGCAACGCGCCACGGUCUAAGUUCCAAACAAGUCGCACGGGUCCAUCAUUUCGAUCGAGUAUCCUAAACUAAUGGCUGUGAAACCGAUGUUUUGCUGUUCUCACGCUGCUCCCCUCGUUUCUGUCCUCGCGCGCCACCGAGGCCGACCCUCGUCGUCGUCCGGCCGCGGCUCAGCGAGAGCCGGGUCGGACAAAGCACACGUACGAGGUCAACGUCAGGGUCGCGUCGGUAAGACCAGCGAGGACGGCCGCCUUCCCGAAGAGGAGGGAAGCAAUCACGCACGCGUCCUGCGAUCUCACACACCAACACGUCACACCCCCGCCCCGGCCCCGUCUGGACACCGAAAGCCACCCUCGAAACGCUCUUCUGUCCGGUCUCACCUUGGCAACUUUGUAUUAUAUAUACACACACACACACACACACACAUACGUCACAUUGCGCAACGGGGGACAAGGUGUGCACAAAGUCUGCGGCUCCAAGGCCGCGGUGAGCACAAAGCUGUCGUCGCGUCUCGUCCCUCCGGCGGUCCGCUCCUCGACGUGUCUUAUCGACCGCUUGAUUCCUCACCAGCGGCCGCGCUUCGAUGUCGUCAAUUAUACUGGACAAGAAUGCGCGAGAGCGCGAGAGCGUGACGCCGAAGUCGGGAGUCCUCUGAGCCACAUUUCCACGGCGAGACUGUUCGAACGAUCAUACUUAAUGUAAAACCAACACAUGUACAUGUACAACGUAAGCCUCGAGAUUGGUGUUAUAUUUUAAUGUAAUGUAUAAAAAAGAAGAGCGAGCGAGCGAGCGAGAGAGAGAGAGAGAGAGAGAGAGAGAAGGAGAGCGCCAUAACGAGAAGAAGCAACGGACAAAAGUGUGCGUGCGAGGGAAGCUAAGAGCGAAAAAAAAAAAAGAUAGAAAAAAGGCGCGACGAGACGCGCCAACUCGCGCUCGCGCGGCCAAUCGACACAGCGUAAGAAAAACACAGUGUAAGAAAAAAAAAUCAGCGGCGAGGUGCGCGGGUACGCACCCGCGCGCCUCGCCUGUCUCCUCCUCAUUUAUUCUAGCCAUGCUAAGUGGAGACAACAGGAUAACAUUCACCACGACGACGGCACUAUACAUAUACCGAUAGGCAAUCUCAUGGUAACUCACGCGUUCAACUUGGUGUAAUUAAGUAGAGGACCGUGCCGGGAAGACACACACACGGCCGUCACAUACACGCACGCAUACACACACACACAUACACUCACAUUCUCGCCGCUUGAAACUAGAGGAACCCACUCGUGCUAGAGACGUUCGCCACGUUCGUGCCGAGUCCGCUUGGUCCACGCUGACCCCCUCAGUACCUCGCAGCCCUCUACGGACGAGGCCGCUCUCCCUCCAGCCGACAACGAAAGCGACAGUGGGAGGAGGGCGAAUUAGGGCCGUAGAGGGUUCGCUUCUCGUCGGAGCAUCCCGAAAGUAGAUCGCAAUAUCCGUUCACUUCUACAUUUCGAGGCUCGAUGCGGGCACACGCUUCUGACCCCGAAGGGGUCAUCAGCGUUGCGCGACAGCGCGUGGAUCAACUGGAUGAACUAGCUUAAAUCUCGGAAUCGCCGGAUCGAGACUGCCUCUGUCUACUUCGCCGACGAUGCUCGCGAAGAGCGGGAGCCGGGCCGCGAGAUGAAAGCGACGGGAGAGACGGAGAGGGAGAGAGAGAGAGAGAGAGAGAGAGAGAGAGAGAAAGGGACGACGUGGAUAGUUUCAGUCGAUCGGCGAUUCUACGCUGUAAGUGUAGAGCUUCUUCUGCCGGAAAAAAAGAAAGAAAAGAAAAGAAAAUACAGGACGAUGAUAACACAGUUGAUACUAGAUGAUAAGGAUUUCGGGAAUUCUUUGUAGAUCGAUAGGAUGCUGUGUCGUUUGAUCUGGUUGUUAGAUAACCGGAAAUAGGAAAGCCUAUUUUUGCAUUGUGUGAUUAAAGACGAAAAAAAAAAGUAAUAAAAAAGAAAUGAAGAUAUCUAGCCGGCUCGUAUUCACGGCGACGCGCGCACUCGGGGGCGGAGUGCUUAUUACGAAACUCCGAACUAUACAGAAAUGUAGGAUGUUGACUGUCAGUGUCGUAAAUGCCGAUUCGUGUGACUUGUCACUUAUUUCGUUGUACAAUCGACAAGCUUUCGUAGCGUCUUCACGUGUGUGGUUAUUACGUCGCUCUGUAACUCGUUACACCUCACA